This is a messenger RNA of Humulus lupulus (European hop), 1548 nucleotides long. Its product is annotated as GABA transporter 1. Bases 61 to 1452 code for a protein of 463 amino acids. Lineage: Eukaryota; Viridiplantae; Streptophyta; Magnoliopsida; Rosales; Cannabaceae. The transcript has 7 exons. Gene Ontology annotation, cellular component: plasma membrane. The record is from RefSeq and is a predicted model, not a curated record.
UGAUCUAAUCAUAUAUAUCAUACCCUCUCUUUUUUUUUCCUAAAAGAGAGAGAGAGAGAGAUGGGAACUAUUUCACCAAGCCCAGAUCAUGUAUAUCAGGGAGAAGUUGCCAACAAAAACGUUACCCAGAAAACUGAUCAUCAUCUUGAUAAAGAACUAGAUGCUGGUGCUCGUUUUGUUCUCAAAUCCAAAGGAUCAUGGGUGCACAGUGGAUACCAUUUGACAACUUCAAUAGUAGCUCCACCUCUGCUAAGUCUGCCAUACGCCAUUGGAUUUCUGGGAUGGGCGGCUGGGAUUGUGUGCUUGGUGAUCGGUGCUCUGGUCACUUUCUAUUCUUAUAACUUAAUCUCUUUGGUUCUCGAACACCAUGCUCAACUGGGUCGUCGUCAUCUCAGGUUCAGAGAUAUGGCUCAUGACAUUUUAGGGCCUAAAUGGGGUCGCUACUACGUUGGGCCUAUUCAGUUUAUGGUUUGCUACGGUGCUGUUGUUGGCUCUACUCUACUAGGAGGACAAUGCAUGAAGGCAAUAUACUUGUUAUCAAACCCAAAUGGGGAAAUGAAACUAUUUGAAUUUGUGAUCAUAUUUGGAUGCUUUAUGCUGAUUUUGGCUCAAAUCCCAUCUUUUCACUCUCUCAGACACAUCAACUUAGUCUCACUGCUUUUGUGCCUUGCCUAUAGUGCAUGUGCCACUGCCGGCUCCAUUCAUAUUGGAAAUUCAUCAAAGGUGCCAAAAGAUUAUUCUCUCAAAGGUGAUACUGAGAACAAAAUUUUUGGAAUCUUCAAUGCCAUUGCUAUCAUUUCCACAACAUAUGGGAAUGGUAUCAUCCCAGAAAUUCAGGCUACAUUAGCACCACCAGUUAAGGGAAAAAUGUUCAAGGGGCUAUGUAUUUGCUACACUAUGGUGAUUGUGACAUUCUUUAGUGUUGCUAUCUCUGGUUAUUGGGCAUUUGGGAACCAAGCUGAGGGCCUAAUCCUUAGCAAUUUCUUAGACAACGGCAAACCUUUGGUCCCAAAAUGGUUCAUUCUCAUGACCAACAUCUUCACCAUAAUGCAAUUAUCAGCCGUUGGCGUGGUUUAUCUACAGCCCACAAAUGAAGUUCUCGAGAGAAGUUUUGGAGAUUCAUCGAGCGCAGAGUUUUCUGCUCGCAAUGUCAUCCCAAGAUUGAUCGCUCGGUCGCUAUCUGUGGUCAUGGCGACCACCAUAGCAGCCAUGCUUCCAUUUUUCGGGGACAUCAAUGCGGUGAUUGGGGCAUUUGGUUUCAUGCCACUUGACUUCAUCUUACCUGUUGUGUUCUUCAACGUGACAUUUAAGCCUUCGAGAAAAAGCCUCGUUUUUUGGUUGAAUAUCUCCAUAGCAGUCGUUUUCUCAGCUUUGGGGGUUAUUGCUGCGGUUGCUGCAGUCAGACAAAUAAGCCUUGAUGCCAAAACUUAUCGCUUAUUUGCAAAUGUAUGAUCUUAUCUUGUAAUUCACAUGUAUGUAGCACUAAAUAUCUGUACCAUAUAUACACAUUUAUUCGAUGCAAUCUCAUAAAUUUACAUAUCUAUAUCA